Messenger RNA from Triticum urartu, 2556 nucleotides. RefSeq lists its product as uncharacterized. Lineage: Eukaryota; Viridiplantae; Streptophyta; Magnoliopsida; Poales; Poaceae. Gene Ontology annotation, cellular component: nucleolus. The record is from RefSeq and is a predicted model, not a curated record. Gene Ontology annotation, molecular function: histone H3K36 demethylase activity; histone H3K4 demethylase activity.
UCCGCCAACCAAGAGGCAACACGGCAUAACGCUUCACGUUUCCGCAAUCCCCGUCGCCGCGCAGCCUCCGCCAGGAGCCGUCGCGAGACGCCGGGAAUGGGGAAUCCCGACGGGGCGAGGAAGAAGAAGAGGAGGAAGAGAAGCGGCGGCGAGGCGGCCGCCUCGUUCGACCGCGACGUCUUCCCCAUCCUCCUCGCGGCCGUCGCGCCAGCCACCGGGCCGAACCAACGCGCCUCCUCCGCCGCCACCGCCGCGCGCCUCCUGCGCCGCCUUCUCCCCCGCUCGCCGCCGCCGCCGCCGCUAUCCCCUCUCCCCGGACCCCUGGUCGCGCUCCUACCGCUCCUCCUCACCUCCAGCUCGCAUUCCGUGGCCGCGCUGAGCUGCGAGGUGAUGGGCGCGGCGGCGCUGCAGUCCAUGGAGGCCGGCGAGGCGCUGGCAUCCGACGGCGGGAUCGCCAGUGGCUUGGCGCGGGCAUUGGGGAGUGGCAGCCAGCGAGUGGCCGAGGCUGCCUGCAAUGCCGUGAUGGACCUCUCGGCGUCUUCAAUUGGCAGGGAGCACCUCUCGGGCUCACCUGUUCUGCCGAGGCUAUUGUAUCUAUUUUCUCAGGUAGAAUCUAUUUCUGGGGCUGUCGGUGGCGGGAGCACCGGGUGCCAAGCAAGGGUUUCAGAGCCAAGUAAAUGUUUGAACUUGAUCAUUGACACAGUGGUGCUCAUGGUGAACUCCUGUAAAGUCGACAAGUUACACAAUCUUCAACAGGAGCUAGUUAGAAAAGUUAUGCAUUUGUUGUAUGAAGUAUGGAGCAAAGUUAGACUCUUACAGUCAUCAGCUGACUGCAGCAACGGGAAGGAUCAACUUCAAAGCAGACCAUAUGAGAUAUCUGAAGCUAUUUUUAGGCUUUCGAUGGAUCUUGCUUAUCCAGCCCACCUGGAACCUGAUGAAGUCAGAAAAAGCUUUUUUGGACAAACGGAAUCUGACUUUGAAAAGUUUGCCCUGAUGUACUGGGAAAACUCACCUUAUUUGUACAGGAAGAAACAAAGUGGUCUGGAGGGGGAUGCUGUGUUCACUGCAUUGCAUAACGCUUUUGAUCUUAGAACACCUGAUGCUAUCAUUGAGUCAUUCAUACAGGACCUUGUUUCUUGCCCUGCUAUUGCUUCGGAUGAACUCAACAUAAAUUCCUUUCUCGAUGAGGUUCAUGAUUCCUUGGGUGCUGCUGUGAAGUAUAGGCAAGAUGUAAGAGUCGUGAGAACACCAGAUCAGACCUCAACAGGAUCUGGGAUAGAGGAGCAUUUCUUUGAUGAUGGAACGGUCUUCCCAGAUGCAACUGCAUUUGUUGAAAAAUGUAAGGGCGCAAUCAGGAAUGGUUUCUCAAUCGCCUUGCGUGGCAUGGAGUUCCGGUCUGAAAAGGUUGCUGCUAUAGCUUCUGCUCUAGCUGAUCUAUUUGGUCAGCCUUCUGUAGGGGCCAACAUAUACUACUCACCCCCAAGAUCUCAAGGUCUGGCCCGGCACUAUGAUGACCACUGUGUGCUUGUUUGGCAACUACUUGGACGCAAGAAAUGGAAGAUUUGGCCCAAUACAAAGUCAAUUCUGCCUAGAUUAUAUGAACCUUUUCACUCUUUAGAUGGCUUGGUGGAUGAUCGUGGUGGAAGGGUGGAAGUUUUACGUGAAGGAGACAUAAUGUAUGUUCCUAGAGGCCAUGUGCACGAGGCUUGCACUGACAUUGACGAAGGUGAAUCUGAAGUCAAUGCAUCCGCCAAUUACUCGCUCCAUUUGACCCUUGCCAUCGAGGUCGAGCUACCCUUUGAGUGGGAAGGGUUCACACACAUUGCUCUUCACUGCUGGUUGGAGGAGCAGAAACUUGUGGGGAGCUCUGGAUCUGUCGAGUCCAGGAUGGAAGAACAAGCUCCAUUGUUUGCUCUCCUGCUGCAUGUGGCCAUCAGGUUGCUCUCGGACAAGGAUCCUACACUCAGGAAGACGUGCAUGGUUGCGGCAAAGCUCCCAUCAUCCAUUAAAUCUGUCCGAAGCAGCCAUAGGUCAAUCUUCGACGAGAUACUCGACAACAUCGACAGGAACUGCGGCUUUGAGGAUGCGCUGAGGUCGGUUGAGCUCGCGGUCAAGGAGAGGAACGAUGAGCCGUUCCAGUGGAUGUGCUGGCUCCGGCAUCUCCCACAGCAGCAGCAGCAGCACGGUCGCAGCAGCAGGAUCGACUUCUGCGACGUCCUGGGGCCCUUGGAAGAGCUUCUUGACAUGUUCAGCUCCGAUCGUGAGCGAGCCUCAGCCGAUUUCGCCGAUUUCAAGUCAAGGUUCUGUAGGCGUGCCAUGUACGACGACGCUUGCAGCGAGUUCGAGGCGCUGCUCGUUUUGUAUCGGGCGGGUCGGACGCGGUACACCAAGGGCAUGCUUGCGUUGCACGGGAAGCAUGGAGGGUGACUGCUCCAGAGUUCCCCCCCAUUUUUGCCGAACAGUUUGUCCUGUACACACACUGCGAAGGCGGUGACCGUUGCAUCACUGGUUGUUAACUCGGUCGUGCAACCUGGAGUAGUUUGUGGUUUCCACUUU